UCCAAACUCAAGCGUAAUCAAGACGCCAGGGAUCGGCCACACUCUUUGUCGAGCAAUAGUACCUCUAAGAAUGCAUCAAGCAUGAGGAGUGGCCCGACUGCACCAGAUAGCUACUCGAGUCGCCAAGAGCCUGGAAGAAAGUCGUUUCUUUCCGUUACGGAUGACGCAGGUCGAAGUCGACUUUCGGCCACAGAAUCUGAAGAUCCUAGGAAAUCGAGCGCGCUUUCCGCACCCGCUGUUACGGGACAACGUGACGUGGACUAUGGCGUUCCGGGUACAUUGCCUGCAGAACCAGAUCGCCAGAAGAGACGCGACAGAGACAAAUCAGCUGGAUGUACAUUGCAAUGAUCACUUUCCUUGUUUCUCUCAGCUGCUUUCCUAAAAGACUUUCAAUCUUCUAAUUAUUCAUCAUCUUUCUCGUUAACUGCAUCCUCACAACGCAAUCACAUCCCUAUGUACCAUACAUUUUCAAUUUCUGCAUGUUGCUGUGGCAUAGCGCACUUAGCAUCCCAAGCAACUGCUUUCUUUUCAAGCUGUCCACAAUCUUUUUUUCAAUGUUUUCGUGGUCAUGAGACGUUGAUUACCACUAUACUUCAUUGCAUAUCUACUUUAUCUCCCGUAAUU
Molecule: messenger RNA, 624 nt
Organism: Serpula lacrymans var. lacrymans S7.9
Lineage: Eukaryota; Fungi; Basidiomycota; Agaricomycetes; Boletales; Serpulaceae
Exons: 1
Coding region: 82-348 (88 amino acids)
Source: RefSeq, a predicted model, not a curated record